Molecule: messenger RNA, 848 nt
Organism: Ogataea polymorpha
Lineage: Eukaryota; Fungi; Ascomycota; Pichiomycetes; Pichiales; Pichiaceae
Exons: 2
Coding region: 12-848 (278 amino acids)
Cellular component (GO): catalytic step 2 spliceosome
Molecular function (GO): RNA binding; protein binding
Source: RefSeq, a predicted model, not a curated record
CUUCUAGUCGAAUGUCUUUGGUAGUGCACCAGAACGGCACCAGCGUCCCCUAUGCCUUACGCUUGAAUGGUCACAAAGGAGCUGUGCUCGCAAAUAGAUUUAACGAAGACGGGACGCUUGUGGCUUCGGGGGGAGUUGAUCGAAAUUUGAUCGUUUGGAAGAUCCCAGAUUCGCCAGAACUGAUCAAAGAAGAGCUGCCCUACGAUUACAAUGUGGCCAAUAUAACCAAAUCAGCCAUCACAUCUAUAAGAUGGUCUCACCUCAACGAAAACCAUCUACUUGUGGCUUCUGCUGACUCCACCGCAACAGUGUUUGAUAUCACCAAAAAUCAGAAAAUUAAGACGUUUUACCAUAAAAUGUGCAUCAAUGAAAUAUCCAAUUCCGAUAACGACAUGCUUGUGACAUGUUCGGAUGACGGAUCUGUGAAGUUGUGGGACUCACGGUCGAGAUUUGAAAUUGAUACCGUCCAACACAAAUAUCCUCUUCUUACAGCAACAAUAGAUUCCAAAGACCAGAGGUUCUAUUUCGCAGGAAUUGACCCAACAGUGUUCUGCUACGAUGCGCGCAAAAGGAGUAUGCUCCUCUGGGAGGAGUGCAAUCAAACGAAUAACGUGACCUCGCUAGCGUUGUCUCCAGACGAGUCCUACCUUGUGUCCAAAUCUGUCGACAACACAAUCAAAUAUUACGACUCAAGGCUAUAUACAAAGGGACUUCGGGCGCGGCCGUACGUUUUCGACGGGGCUAAGGCUUCUACAGACGACUUUCUGACACGUUUGAAAGCAGUAAAGAAGUCUGACGGCAAAGAAUAUAUCAUCAGUGGAUCCAAUGAUGCUCAUAUUAAAGAGUAG